Molecule: messenger RNA, 903 nt
Organism: Lontra canadensis (Northern American river otter)
Lineage: Eukaryota; Metazoa; Chordata; Mammalia; Carnivora; Mustelidae
Gene: ANKRD66
Product: ankyrin repeat domain 66
Exons: 4
Coding region: 80-673 (197 amino acids)
Molecular function (GO): protein binding
Source: RefSeq, a predicted model, not a curated record
GAACACAACAGAGUUUUGACCCUUAAGACACCUGCCAGUGCUGAGCACCUCAGAUUUCAAACAAGAUAUUGUUUUUGUCAUGGAAUUGACCAAAAUGUCAGACAUGACAAAGCUCCACCAGGCUGUGGCUUCAGGGGACUACAAUUUAGUGAGAAAGAUUUUGAAAAAAGGUCUCUGUGACCCAAACUACAAGGAUGUGGACUGGAAUGACCGAACCCCCCUUCACUGGGCAGCAAUCAAAGGGCACAUGGAGGUGAUGCAGGUCCUUCUAGAACAUGGAGCCAGGCCCUGCCUGGUAACUGAUGUGGGCUGGACCGCAGCUCAUUUUGCAGCUGAGUCAGGCCAUGUGAAUGUGCUCAAAGUUCUCCACGGACUGCAUGCCCCCAUCGAUGCCCCCGACUUCUUUGGAGACACGCCAAAGAGGAUCGCACAGAUCUACGGGCAGACCGCCUGUGUGGCCUUCCUGGAGAAGGCUGAGCCCGAGUGCCAGGACCACCGGCGCACCGCCAGGCAGAAGGGGCUGCCUCUGGACCAGCAGGACGAAGACUGGGAUGCCAAGAAAAGGGAGCUGGAGCUGUCUCUCCCUUCCUCGAAUCGAAACACUGAUAAGAAAACGAAUAAAACAAUUCGAGCCCCCACCAGGCUGGGCCAUAUGAAGGAGAGACGGGUGUGAGAAGGACAGCAUCCUCGGCGGCCCUAGCAUGCAGGUCGGCUGCGGGGGACUGUCCCUGGACCAGAGUAGGAGUUGUGAGACCUGUACCGUCAUUAUGUGAUGUUACUUAGAGACCGUUACCCAGAUGACUUCUUUUGGUAGCUCAGCACCUGCCAUUGGAUCUGAAGCCUUGCUGGGUGUUCUCUGCUGGAGCAGCUGCCUCCCUGCUGAGGUGCACUGUCCCCAGGAAU